UGAUGAAAGGAGGCACCCUGAAGGUCGGAGCAGUUUUAAAGAAUGGUCAGAUCCAAGAAUCUCUGGGAAGACCCAUCCCCACAGGUUACUGGGUGCCCUCCAGGCUGGACAGACUGCAAGGUCACUACCUCUGCUGGAACAAGCUCCGGAUUGCAUCAGAAAUGGCAAAACGUGGCCGGCUGGAUUGCUUCGGAGCACUCACCAGAGGAGAGGAGGUGCUGCUCGCUGCUGCUGCGGUGUGUAAAAAGUUUUCCACUUGUCCAGCAAAGUCACUCGGGUGGUUCCAGAGAGUGCUCUACUGAUUGUUCUUGGUCUCAUCCUUGGUGGCAUCGUAUGGGCAGCAGACCACAUUGCUUCCUUCACCCUUACACCAAAUGUGUUUUUCUUCUAUCUGCUGCCCCCCAUUGUUUUGGAUGCUGGAUAUUUCAUGCCAAAUAGAUUGUUCUUUGGAAAUCUUGGUUCCAUCCUUUUGUAUGCUGUCAUUGGGACAAUCUGGAAUGCUGCCACGACUGGUUUAUCUCUCUAUGGCGUCUACCUGACAGGAAUAAUGGGGCACCUGGAUAGUGGACUGCUGGACUUCCUCCUGUUCGGCAGCUUAAUUGCUGCUGUGGAUCCUGUAGCUGUUCUGGCAGUGUUUGAAGAAGUUCAUGUCAAUGAAGUCCUGUUCAUCAUUGUUUUUGGCGAAUCGCUUCUGAAUGAUGCUGUAACUGUGGUGCUGUACAAUGUGUUUGAAACUUUUGUUACAAUAGGUCAAGAGAAUGUGACGGGAAUUGAAUGUGUCAAAGGCAUAGUGUCAUUCUUUGUGGUGAGCUUGGGGGGGACACUGGUUGGCGUUUUCUUUGCGUUCCUGCUGUCGUUGGUCAGUCGUUUCACCAAGCACGUGAGAAUCAUUGAGCCAGGAUUUGUGUUUAUCGUUUCCUACCUGUCCUACCUCACAGCAGAGAUGCUUUCUCUUUCUGCUAUCCUUGCGAUAACUUUCUGUGGCAUCUGCUGUCAGAAAUAUGUCAAGGCAAACAUCUCUGAACAGUCUUCUACAACUGUAAGAUACACCAUGAAAAUGUUGGCCAGUGGAGCAGAAACUAUUAUCUUCAUGUUCCUGGGAAUUUCAGCUGUAAAUCCAGACAUCUGGACUUGGAAUACAGCUUUUAUUCUGUUGACUCUGGUCUUCAUCUCAGUAUAUAGAGUUAUUGGUGUAGUUUUACAGACGUGGAUUCUUAACCGCUACAGAAUGGUCCAGCUGGAGAUCAUAGACCAGGUGGUGAUGUCAUAUGGUGGACUACGUGGAGCGGUUGCUUUUGCUCUGGUUGCGCUUCUGGAUGACGAGAAAGUGAGAAAUAAAAACCUGUUUGUCAGCACAACUAUCAUUGUUGUGUUCUUUACUGUGAUUUUCCAGGGCCUGACUAUCAAGCCUCUGGUACAGUGGCUGAAAGUGAAGAAAUCUGAACACAGAGAGCCAAAACUGAAUGAGAAACUUCAUGGCAGGGCCUUUGAUCACAUUCUUUCUGCUAUAGAAGACAUUUCUGGACAAAUAGGACAUCAUUAUCUGAGAGACAAGUGGACCAAUUUUGAUAGGAAAUUCCUCAGUAAAGUACUGAUGAGAAGGUCUGCUCAAAAAUCAAGAGACCAGAUCCUUAAUGUUUUCCAUGAACUCAACUUGAAGGAUGCAAUUAGCUAUGUGGCUGAGGGAGAACGUAGAGGUUCCUUGGCAUUUAUCCGUUCUCCAAGUACAGACAACAUGGUAAACGUGGACUUCAGCACCCCACUCCCAAGUACUGUGGAAAGCUCUGUCUCUUACUUACUGAGAGAAAAAGCUGGGCCAGUUUGCCUUGACAUGCAAGCUUUAGAGCAGAGGAGGAAAAGCAUCCGGGACACAGAAGACACAGUUGCUCAUCACACCCUACAGCAGUACCUGUAUAAACCCAGGCAAGAGCGAAACAGCAGUGUCAUACCAAAUGGCAAAAUACCUUCAGAAAACCCACUACAAGAUUUUACUUUGAAGGAAAAAGAUUUGGAGUUUUCUGAAUCAGAAGAAAAUAAUGACUAUGAAACUUUGCAUCUAGGCAAAGGAGUUGAUUUCCUGGCUAAUGUGACGAAGCAAAAUUUCACAGAUACUCCCAAUGGUGACAUGGACCAUGACGUUGAAAUGACAGAAUACUCCUCUUCAGAUGACCAACUAAACCAAAACCAAAGUGUUUCAAUGACUCCCCUCCACUUCUUUCCAUCUUGUCUUCAAAUGCCUUGGACACAAAACUAUUCUUCAUUGGAAAACAGAGGGAAUAUCUCUCUUUCUUCUGUCUCUGAGUAUAUUGCUUCUUGUGACCCAAAUGUACCUGAUCUCUUCUGGGAAGCAGAUACAGAUACGAAUAACAAAGAGACAGUCAACUCAGGUUAUGGUUCUGAAGUCAGCUACAAGUCCGAGAAUUCACAAGAAGAGAAUUCUCUCCUUAUAUUUGAAGGGCUGGAAGACUCUUAUAUGAAGGAGCCCCAAGAGAAGAAAAUGUUGCUUGAUGUACAAGGAAACUACAGAUCCGCUGCAGCCAGACGCGUCCAAAGCCGACGUUCUUUUCACAGGCCAAAACCUCUGCAACACCCGAAGCUUCAGAAACUCGCGUCUCUUCCCGCCUCUUGCCACGUCCCUCCACAUUCUUUGGAACAAGAGGAAACACAGUUGUAAGCCAGGACUUGUUGGAAAAGAGAAGAUGAGAGAACAAAGGGCUUCUGUAAAAAAUAAGAGAGCAACUUAUCGCAUCACGGGGUCUGCUCUAGAAGGGUUUCAGAUGGGAAGGGAACGGGGGUCCCGUAACGUCAGAAACACUGGAGCUUUUCUGCUGCACUUAGAUUUUUUUGAGUUCUCAUUCAUAAUGAAAGGGUUCAUAGUAAAGGAGAAAUACGCCUCCUUGGUAUUUUUUUUCGUGUAGACUGUUACAAAAAUUCAACACUAUUUUUGGGAAGGCUAAACCAAGAAUCUUUUCAAAUGGCAAAUCCUUGGUGGAUUUUUUUACAUGGAAAUGGUUUAUUACGCCAUUACGCCACAAAUACAUUUAAAGAAAUAGGCUGCAUUUGCUGCUUCAGUAAUGGAAUUCAAUAUUUAUGGGGUAUGAAAUGAAUGUAGGAGAAGCCAAUGGUUAGCCUCUUGCCUGCUAAGUCUACUCGGAUUGAAAUGGAUCAGUGCCUUUUAUAAGUGCAAGCUAAAGAAAAUUAUCUUCCUGCUCUUGAAUAUUUGUAUCACUGAGUAAUUGUGGGAUAUUGACUCUGGUGGAAAACUUUCCAGGGAGAGGAAAGUCCUAGCACCUUGAAAUUUAAUCAAGGGUGCCAGGAAGGCCAUUUCCUUCCUUCACCUUCAUUUCCUCUACUCAGUAGCACUGGAAUGAAAGAACAUCCAGAAUUAGCUCAGAAUUUUAGUUUGUGUGGUCACAAGCAACUCCUUUCUCAUUCUUAAUUAAGCUGCUCUAUUUUAAAUAGCUUCACUCAGACAGAAGCGUAAAUAUUUGUCAUUUUUGCUGCUGCUUUGGAAGACACCUUCCAAAUACUCUUGUUAGAUUAUCUUGUUAAUUUAUGUAUCAUUUUGACUAGCUGAUCAGGACAAUGGUCUCUCAGAUGCUUAUCCUGUGUUUUGCCACAUGGUUCAAGUGCCACAAUGACUCAGGAUGUUGAUGGUUCAAAGCACCGAGGUAGUUGGGCUACUGUGUAUGUACAUACCUGUUUGUGUUAGGAGCCUCCUUUGGGUUUUUUGUCCCCAGUUUUCUGUUAAAUGAUGGUAGUUAAGGUUGCACUAGAUGCCUGUUGCAUAUGAAUCUGAUCUACAUCACCUCGAAGGCGGCCGGAGACAUCAACAAAAGCCAACUCAGCUAAAGACUGAAAAGUGAAAACUCUUGAGAUCUCUUGUGGAGGUACAGUGCUACGUGCUGGCUUAGAGUCCUCUGGCCUGUCUGUAUUUUGUGUUGGAUGGUUCCAGUCCUGAAAUUUUGGCUUGAAAUCUUCAGUGGUGUAAGGUGCAAAGGUUCUGUGACAUCAAUGAGUGCUUAGAAGCUUCUGAGAUCCUGAUGCAUACCUUAUUUCUUUUUGGUAUCAGUGUAAACCAUUUGUAAAUGAGCUAAAUCACCUUCAGGGAAGUAUCUGAACUGCUUAAGACUGGAUCUGACAGAGGCUUUGUUUCGUAAAUUUUACUUCAUCUAUAGGGAUUAGUGGUUGUUUCACUCAACCCACCCAGAUUUUGACCAGGUUCUAGGUGAUUCCGUGUCAGACCUCAAAUUUGAGAUUUACCCAGACACCCAGAAAGAGCGGAGCAAUGUGUGAAAAUUCCUGCCCACCUCUUUUUUUCUAUCUUCGUCCUCUUUGUUAAAGCUGCCUGUUAGGCCAAUUGCAGAGAUACGAUAGCAAGUGUCAUCUACAAACCUAGGCAGAAGCAUGACAUAUACCUUUAGAGACUGGAUCCAGAGUGCUGGUUCUUUUGAUGUCAACCCACAAGCAGCUGCCUGUUUGCCAUCAUCUUGGGCCCUGAUUCAAAUCUGUUCCUUAAUGGGGAAACUUCAUCCUGCAGAACUAAUUGUUAACGAGGGUCAUGAGAAUUAAGGCUGUCACCAGUAGAGAUGCUAAUUUUAUAAUUCAAUAAUGUAAAUACAGUUUUGUGUGAACUGAGUCCAUACGAACACACCGUUUCGAUGAAGUAGAGCCUAUUAACGCCGUUCCAGAUAUUUAUAAUUGCAACAAGUAUUUUAGUCACUGGCAUAACAGAGCCAGGACUGACCCCAAAUAUCAGCGCAGGUAAAGUGCAACGUGCCAAAACCCAACCUCCAGUCUCAGAGCACAACGCUGAAGGACCAGCACCGAAGCUGGCAAGAUGCUCCUCAGGGGCUGGCUUGGAAAUCAAACUUCUCAUUUCUUAUUGCUCUUGUACAGAGGUCGUUUCUGUGAAGAACCACCACACCCUGGACUGUUUUCUGCAUGCUUCUUAGAGCAUUCUUCAUCUAUUUGUGUACAGGCUACCUCAAGAAAACAUUUGUAACUCGGCAGCAGGUGGGAGUUUUCAUCAGAUGAGUGUUGCACACACAGGAGUGGGCAAUUUUGCAAAUCACAGGAUAGAAGAUUUUGAUGUUCUUGUAUGCUUUUAUGCUAAACAGGAGAGGGUCAGUAGACAACCGUGGUGUUUACAAAUACAGCAGUCUCUGUGAAACAUCAGCAGGAUCCUGCGUGCUUCUUGAGAGGGCUGUGGGUUGUAGGAGAUUUUGCAAAACACAGAGGAACAUUAUGCCAUUUUUAAGAACAGAAGAAAUGGAAAAGACACUAUAUACAAAGGGCUUAACUCUCCAUUUUCUGUCAAAGGCCUUAUACCUUGUCUAUUUGUUGUGUCAUCAUAGUUGAACAGAUGAAGGAUAAAUUGGACAAUUCUGGUA
Molecule: messenger RNA, 5393 nt
Organism: Calidris pugnax (ruff)
Lineage: Eukaryota; Metazoa; Chordata; Aves; Charadriiformes; Scolopacidae
Gene: SLC9A3
Product: solute carrier family 9, subfamily A (NHE3, cation proton antiporter 3), member 3
Exons: 16
Coding region: 428-2674 (748 amino acids)
Biological process (GO): proton transmembrane transport; regulation of pH; sodium ion transport
Cellular component (GO): brush border membrane; apical plasma membrane
Molecular function (GO): sodium:proton antiporter activity
Source: RefSeq, a predicted model, not a curated record